Messenger RNA from Talaromyces marneffei, 4371 nucleotides. RefSeq lists its product as uncharacterized. The record is from RefSeq and is a predicted model, not a curated record. Gene Ontology annotation, molecular function: protein binding. Bases 1 to 4371 code for a protein of 1456 amino acids. NCBI's taxonomy places the organism in Eukaryota, Fungi, Ascomycota, Eurotiomycetes, Eurotiales, Trichocomaceae. The transcript is spliced from 4 exons.
AUGGAUUCGGCUGCCACCAAUAUUUUGGACGAUCACCCCACUGGAGAAGCUACAGCAUCCCAUAUGGAGUCCCUUUUUCACCAGGAUAAUGAUGCUAUUCUUCAAACGAGCGACUCGUGUUUAGACUCAUCUGAGUCGAAGCAGGACGACCGUUUCCCUCAAGUUGAUUCAGCAACACCUGUUCCAGGACGUAAACGCAAGCUUCACCCAUCCAGAGGAGAUCACAUUGAUGGCAACCCCUUAGGCGAGCCCUCUUCCAAGGAAAGCCCUAGUGGAUACAUACAUAUAUGUCACAACGAUUCAGAACGCGCAAAGAAGCGCAAAUUAGAUCAUGAUAGGACCGCAUCUGAUAGGUCGCUGCUUCCCAUGGAGAUUUGGCAUUACAUUUUCUCAUUCCUCGAUCCCAAAACCUUAGGUGCUUUACUUCGUGUUAAUAAAUCUUUCCAUUUAUUUCUUGCAUCCAAACAGCCCACCCCAGCAGAGAAUUCUUCUUCGACUCAUGGUAUCCUCAAGCCACUAUCUGCCAAUUCCAUUUGGUCAUCUGCCCGAAAGUCAUAUCAUUCUGGAAUGCCACGACCGUUGGCCAAUAUGACUGAACUGGACAUGUGGAGAUUGAUCGGGGCAACCACUUGUCAAGCCUGUGGAAAGAAUGGCCUAACCAAUCAGCUGCCCUCUACAAAUCUCACUCCUUGGGAAAGGGGUCCAGGAACUAAUGGAAUCUGUAUAUUCUGGCCCUUUGGAAUUAGGACAUGUUCAAAAUGUCUCCUUGAACAUACAAAAAAGGAUGUGGAUCUUGUUUUGUCAUCUUUCCCUAGUUUUCUUCUUCCAGGGCUUUCAUUUGUGCUUCUCACUUCCUCCAUGCAUAUGGUAUCCAGUGUGGCUCUGCGCUCAGCUGAUAUUCCAACUGACCUACAUCUUUCAAAAUACUACUCUAACUUGGAGAUCGACCAAUUGAUGAAUGAGUUUCAUCAUGUGAAAUCACUGGGUUCGGCUGCCUUGGAAGAAUGGAUGAAAGGAUUGGAAAGCAUGGGCAAAAGGAAAUUAAGCGAUGCCUCCCGUUGGGAGCAAUGGGAGAAUAGCGGUGGCUUUCGUGGUAUGCCUAGAUCAGAGCGCUCAUCGUUCUCUCCUACUGGGUCUGCCAAUAGAACCACUUUUUCAGGCUAUAUUCGUGACGCUCAUAGUCGUAGGUCUGGAUCCAGUUCACCGUAUCUACCCACAAAUUUUUCAACCAAGAAUCAACAGACUCGUGGCGAACGAAGUCUACGCGAAGUGGAUGAAGCAAAGGAUUCACGAAGGGCGGAAAUUGAGCGCCGUUGUUUAGCGCUACACCCACCUUUGACGGCCGCUGUUCUAAGCCAUAUGGAUUCCUUCUCAGCGGCAAUACAGAUUCCCCAUGAGCUUACUGACAAGGACUGGGAGUAUUUAAAACCGCGUCUACUAGCCCAGAGAGAAAUGGCUGAAAGCAAAGAAAUCGAACGUUUGAAAGAGUCUCAGCUUUUGCAAGCUAAGACAGAAGAACGCCGACAGCAAGAAGCGCGCUCAAAGCAAGACAAACAAGCUUUGGAUGAUCAAUGGGAAGAUGCGCAGCGUUUGAUCCGUGAUCAGAUCAAUCUCUAUGCUGACGAAAUUAUCAAGAAGAACUGGAACAAAGGGACAAAUCUCACGAAGGAUCAAUGCGCUCAAUUUGCUGCAGAAGUUUUGAUGCAUGUAAGAGCUAGAUUCUAUGCGCAUGUUGAAGAGGAAGAUGCUAUUGCUCGGGCAUCCGGUGUUGCUGUUAAAUCAGAUUCGAUAGAUGCGCCUCCCACGCGCAAGCUUAUCCUCGAGAACAUGAAGUGGGUUUUUGACAACAAAAUCAAGCUUCUGACGCAACAGUUGGUAAAGGAGCUGUUCCUUUGUAACGGCUGUGAAAAUAAUUCAAGAUAUUACGGCUUUGAAGGAGUAGUCCAACAUUAUGCUGCGAAACAUACAACUGCCUUGAGUUCUGGCAAUGUGAUAGUGUUCUGGCGCGCCGAGUGGCCCGAAAAACCUCCAUUCCACCCCAAUCCGAAUGCUGCUAAAGCCCUACUCCAUGCUAGCUCUCAAGGUGGGUUUGGUCAGCCACAUAGCUUUCCACGACAGCAAGGCGCAUCUGGCAUUUAUAUUGGAACUCCCGAACAACGACAUACCAUUCUCACUGAUUCGAACCCUUCAUCUCGUGCUACAUACGGACGUUCUCCCUUCCGAAGUCCCUAUACAUCUGCUUACAUGCAUGGUCCAUUCCAACCGCCGUCGCCUCGUACCAGUCCCUACUACCCCGGUUAUAUGUUUCCUCCUCCGUCUCCGGCAAUGGAGUCUGCACCAAUUGAUCCUUCGUCAGCAUACAGCUCUCCUUAUCAUGCCCAUGUGGUCCCAGUGAAUCACCAACACCAUGUUACCCAGGCGCCUCAUCCAUAUCCAUCCCCUGCUUACGGGACUUCUUCGCCAUCUAAUCAAGGUCUGCUCUAUAAAUUACCUCAAUCUGGGCAUAGCAAUGUUCUUGGGCCUUCUAGGAAUGCUGCUAAUCCAGACAACUAUCAAUUCCAACUGGACAACAUGGCUCGGGUCGCUCGCGAAGUUUGGAAUGCUACCUCGGGGAUCAAAGACUUUGCUAACAGUAUACGCGCCCAUGUUUUAAUACAUCAUGUGGCCACUACUAUGCAGCUUCUGUUUCAUUUCGAUGCCUCCAUUGCUCUGUUCCUAGAUGGAUUGAACAACCGUGCACAAAUGAAACCAUUGCGCGGCCUGAAUGGACUUGAUUGUAAACACUGCAUUGACGGAGGAAAUAUAGAGCCAGGUUCACAUCUGGGUAAUUCAAAGUCAUAUGCUUUUCCAGCUCUUUUGAGCCAUUUCCAGUCGAUGCAUAUGCAACACGCCAGGCAUGGCGUUGACAUGGAACCCCAGGAGGAGAAAUCUGGCCCUGAUUGGAAGAUAGAUAUGAUUGCUCUUCCUGACUUAUCGACAUUGAAAUUACUGCAGCAUAACCCAGGCAUGGACGAUUUCAAGUUGCGAAUUAUUUCUCAAGCCUUGCCUGGAGUUUUCCAAUCUUCAUUACCGAAACUUCCUCCAGAAACCUUCAUGACAAAACGUUCUCCAGCUGUGCACCACGCAUAUAUGGCAGACCAGCGGCUGAAUCAUCAUUCGCCGAAUAUCCACCAUGCCCAGAGAGUGGAAUACUCAUCUGUCCCCGGACCUAGGGAAUUUCCACCGGAUACUGUUCCAAUUGACACUAUAUCCGGAAGAAAUUAUCUUUCGCGUGACCCGAUUUCUCGGCAUGAUAGUCCAAGUGCGCCGCCUCUCUAUGAUGAGAGUCGCAGUUACGAUCGUGGUGCUCAUUAUCCGGCACGGUCUCCUCGUAGGUUGAUCGUUCGGGCCCGGUCCCCUCGUUAUAUUCGUUUACACCACGAGUAUGAUUAUAGAGAAGAUGAUGCAGAUGAUUUAAGCUCGGGACAUCAUGACAGAUACUACAUACCAGUAUCAACACGGCCAACUAUGUCGGAUCGCUCCAAGUAUGGAUGCCGGUCUAUACUACCCGAACAAUAUGAGGGAGACAUUCCAUUACAGCAGCAACGCGUCGAGAGACAACCCCAUCCCACUCGGCCGUCUGAAGGGCAAGAAACUUCCGAAGGAUCGAUCCUCCCAAACCACCCCACUUCUGUUAUCCCUAGCCAUGAAGAUUCUCACCCAAAUGCUGGAGAGAUUACCGCCGCAGAUCAAUUUCUGAAUACAUUAGUACCAGGUCAGGAGACGAGCUCGGAACUAUCAAGGAACGACUCGUCGUCGUCAACUUCAAAAUAUACAGGCUCGCGCCGCCGUAUUCCAGCAGGUGACGACACUACUGUGGCAUAUUACAGCCAGGACAAUGCCUGGAGCCAACGAUGGGAUGACCAUCCUGGUUCUGUCAGAACACAUGAAUCAGUUCCACGAGAGGGUAGAUAUCGUGCCAGAUCUCCUGAAGUGAUUCAACUGCGGUCAUACGGACGCAAGCCUUCUAGCGGUACUGCUUCUAGCAUUACAAUGGAAUCCAGUAAAGUGCCACCCCAUUCAGGCACAAGUCGAUUCGACAGAUAUGAAGCUCUGCGUCAAGAAUCCCUUCGGGGCAGUUCAAAGUCUCCUUCCAUUGUCAAGGAAGAUAUAUCGCGAGAUGCACCGCUACUCUAUUACGAUGAUCAAGAUCCGCGCUCUCAACAGUCUCGACUACCACCCCAGCAGCAACAACAGAAUAUAGGUGAUAGGGAACGUGAUCUCCCUGGUCGAGGAUAUGUCCGAAUGGAAAGAGAAAAUAGUAGACGUAACUAUAGAACUGGAGGCAUCGUUCGCGACCCGGCGUACUAUGAUGACGCCAUGGAGUAUUGA